AAAAAAAGUCAAAAGCCUCUUGUUUUGUUCUUUUUCUCUUGUUCCUUCUUUUCCAAUCUUCGUUUUUUUUUCUAGUCAAAUUCAGAAAACGCGUAAGCUCUCUUUCUCCUUAAGAAGGUUAUAUAACAAUUUUAAUUUCACUUGUUUUAGAGAGAUUUAAGUCUUUGUGGUUUCUUCUCUACUACAGUUUCUUUCCAAAAAUUGGAUCUGCUCUAUUGUUGUUUGUUUCUUUAAGGUUUUAUUAAAAUGGAUGAUCAGAGAAAUCGUUCUAAUGAUUAUCAUAAUAAUGAUAACCAUCAUCAACAUCAUCUUGGUGUGAACAAGAUGGGGAAAAGCAUUCGUAAAGAUCCAUCAAACCAGCAAAAUCAACAACAAAACCCUCAAGCUUUGGUUUACAACAUCAACAAAACCGAUUUCAGAUCAAUCGUUCAACAGUUAACCGGACUUGGUUCAACUUCUUCCGUCAAUCCUCCUCCGCAAGCGAACCCACCAAAACCACCAAAUUCACGGCUGGUUAAAGUUAGACCUGCUCCUUUGACCCAAGUCAACCAUCCUCCACUUCAACCUCCGGUUCAAUCUGUUCCAAUCGCUUCUGAACCGGUUCAGCCUGUUAACCAAUUUUCGGGUAACCCAGCCGAAUCCCCCAUCUCGGCUUAUAUGCGUUACCUAAUCGAAUCAAGCCCUGGCGGAAACCGAUCUCAGCCACAAAACCAAAAUCUGGUUCAACCAUCAACCGGAUUAUUUCCUUCACAUCAAACCGGUCCUAAUCCAAUACCAUUCCAAUCUCCAGCUUCACAGUUUGUUUUGUCACCUCCACUAAAGUCGCCGUUUCCAUUGUUCUCACCUAAUUUUGUAUUUUCGCCACGGUUUUUAGGUGGUGGUAAUGAAUCGAUGCCACCACCAUCACCGGGUUUUUUCUUUCCGUUGCUUAGUCCAUUAUGGAAAAAUCAAUAGCUUAAUUAGUAGAAGUGUAUUUAAUAAUCCUUUCAUCAAUCAAGUGUUCCUAAGUUGUAAGCAGUGCACUAAUGUAAUAUGUACUAGCUAGAGACCUAUAUCAAAAUGACUAAAUACAAUGUCUUAUAAUUAUGUUAUUAUUAUGAAAUUAUCUUUCUUCUU
Messenger RNA from Camelina sativa (false flax), 1116 nucleotides. Its product is annotated as protein HAIKU1. NCBI's taxonomy places the organism in Eukaryota, Viridiplantae, Streptophyta, Magnoliopsida, Brassicales, Brassicaceae. The record is from RefSeq and is a predicted model, not a curated record.